AUGACUGGAUAUUUGACAGCGAGAGAAAUUGAAGUCAAAGAAGUGCAGACGGGCUUAUACAGUCGUGUUGAGCUGACUGGAGAGGAACUUGAUCAACAUACUGCUGAUUUUCUGCACUCAGUGGAAUGGACCAAACGAAAUGGAUCAAUAACAUGUCUAUGUGUUAGUAAAACCACCACAUUCAGUGCUGCAUACAGUCAAUGCUGUGGCACAGCUCAUUUCUAUUUAAACAAUAACAGCCUCAUUCUGGAGAACGUGACAACAAAGGAUGAAGGAGUCUUCACUGAAACAAUAAUUAGAGGAAACGGCACUACAAAUAUGCUCAGCUUUACAUUAAUUAUUCAGUACCCUCCAAGUGCAACAGAAAUUGUGGUCUCCUGGACCUCCAGCACAUCUGUGACUCUCAAAUGUGAAGUGAGCGGCUUAUUUCUGCAUCUGAUGUGGAAGAGAGAAGGAUUCCCUAUUCUAGAGAAACACAGACACUCAUUCAGUGAGAGGAACCAAACUCUACACAUCAGCAACAUAACCAGCUCCGAUUACGGGACGUACAGCUGUUUUGCUUCAAAUGCAUAUGGAGAAUCAGAAAAGCACACAUAUAUUACCGGUGAGAACUCAACUGUUAACCGAGGAAAUGGCGCUGGUGGUAAAACUCAGUCUGAUCAGAUUGUGCUUUCAAGUGGACUUACACUCGCAGGAGUUUUGGGAAUGUGCAUCGUGUUCUACUGCCUUCACAAAAACCAUCACAGGGAUGCAGACAAAGUCCAUGGAGUUUAUCAGGAAGUACCUGACACUGAAGAGGUGACUUUUUCUUUGUACGUCUACACAGACGUCAUGACACCGAAAGAGCCCAGUCAGGCCUCCUUUGAGGACUAUUCUGAUGACGGACUCACAUGCAGGGAAGAAACGGUCACUCUUUAUUGGGUCAAUAAUGAUCAGUCCACAUCGUGUCCUGAUGCUGGAGAGGACAAAUGA
Molecule: messenger RNA, 972 nt
Organism: Sinocyclocheilus rhinocerous
Lineage: Eukaryota; Metazoa; Chordata; Actinopteri; Cypriniformes; Cyprinidae
Product: fibroblast growth factor receptor 1
Exons: 6
Coding region: 1-972 (323 amino acids)
Source: RefSeq, a predicted model, not a curated record